Messenger RNA from Theobroma cacao (cacao), 1697 nucleotides. RefSeq names its product Trypsin family protein with PDZ domain-containing protein (gene DEG8). The record is from RefSeq and is a predicted model, not a curated record. Lineage: Eukaryota; Viridiplantae; Streptophyta; Magnoliopsida; Malvales; Malvaceae. Gene Ontology annotation, molecular function: serine-type endopeptidase activity; protein binding. Gene Ontology annotation, biological process: proteolysis.
AUCAUCUACUCCCCUCUGCAACUUUGCUUCAAAAAACAUAGAAAAUAACAAUGUUAUUUGAUUUUUUUUAGUUUUUAUUUUUGUAAUUUCUAUAAUUUACCAUAAUUCACCACUAACCCACAAAAAGCAACUAGAAAAAGCCCCAGAAAAAUGCAAGUUUUAGCUUGCAGCAAUUCUUGUUCAUUAAACCUUAACUGCAACAACGUUAAGAGUCACUCGUCCAUGGGUCGUCGUGAACUCUUGUCUACUUUAUGUUCCACUAGCUCCCUCAAAGACAUCGUUUCUCCAAAACCCAUUUCGAUUUUACGGACGGUUAGUGAAGGAAUCAUGCAUUUGGGUGAAGAAAUAAUAGGCAAAAGUAUUCCUUUUGCGACAAGGCGGAUGCUGCUAGCAAGUUUUUUUGCAUAUUUGAGUUACCAUCCUUCAAGGUACUUAUCAGCCCAAGCAUUGGGGGAUCCAACAGUGAGGGUUGAAGAUGUGACUCCUCCUGUUUUCCCUUCCGGAGCUCUCUUCCCUUCUGAGGAUAGAACUGUUCAACUCUUUGAAAAGAAUACAUACUCUGUUGUCAACAUUUUUGAUAUAACAUUGCGCCCGCAACUUAAUGUAACUGGUGCUGUUGAGAUACCAGAAGGAAACGGGUCUGGUGUUGUCUGGGAUGAACAGGGACAUAUUGUGACGAAUUAUCAUGUGAUAGGCAAUUCCCUCUCAAGAAAUCCAAGUCCUGGGCAAGUUGUUGCACGAGUUAAUAUCCUAGCAUCAGAAGGGGUACAAAAGAAUUUUGAGGGUAAGUUGAUUGGUGCCGACCGCACUAAAGACCUUGCUGUUUUAAAGGUAGAAGCCUCUGAAGAUUUGUUGAGGCCAAUUAAGGUGGGCCAAUCAUCUACUCUAAGAGUAGGACAGCAAUGCCUAGCAAUUGGAAAUCCAUUUGGUUUCGAUCAUACCCUUACCGUUGGAGUUAUUAGUGGAUUGAAUCGAGACAUUUUUAGUCAAACUGGAGUUACAAUCGGUGGUGGAAUUCAAACAGAUGCAGCCAUCAAUCCUGGAAAUAGUGGAGGUCCUCUAUUGGAUUCAAAAGGAAAUUUGAUUGGAAUUAAUACAGCUAUAUUUACACAGACAGGUACUUCAGCAGGUGUAGGAUUUGCCAUCCCAUCCUCCACAGUGCUCAAGAUUGUACCUCAGCUGAUCCAGUUUGGCAAAGCUGUUCGAGCAGGUUUGAAUAUUGAAAUUGCUCCUGAGCUUAUUGCUAAUCAACUUAAUGUUCGAAAAGGAGCCCUCAUCCUUCAGGUUCCUGGGAACAGUCUUGCAGCCAAGGCUGGGCUACUCCCCACCACCAGGGGUUUUGCUGGUAAUAUUAUACUUGGGGAUAUCAUUCUUGCAGUCAACAACAAACCUGUUAAAAACAAAGGAGAGUUAUACAAAGCAUUGGAUGACUACAAUGUGGGGGAUAAGGUAACCUUAAAGAUUCAAAGGGGCGGCGAGAAUAUGGAUCUGCCAGUAAAGCUAGAGGAAAUAAGUUCGUGACAGGGUCUCCAAAUAUUUAUUUUAGGAUGAUAACAUGUUGAUACUAGCACAAUUUGUCAAUUUCCCAUGCUGUACAGAGCAGGAUUUUAUGCUUGUGGAAAUAUAUGGCAAAGAGAGGAGCUGUUGUACACGAAUAUCAUCACUUCAUUUCUUCAUUAGAAUUGUUCGAUUCUUGA